Messenger RNA from Exophiala oligosperma, 4216 nucleotides. RefSeq lists its product as uncharacterized. Gene Ontology annotation, cellular component: small-subunit processome; 90S preribosome; nucleolus. The record is from RefSeq and is a predicted model, not a curated record. The transcript has a single exon. Gene Ontology annotation, biological process: maturation of SSU-rRNA from tricistronic rRNA transcript (SSU-rRNA, 5.8S rRNA, LSU-rRNA). Gene Ontology annotation, molecular function: protein binding. Lineage: Eukaryota; Fungi; Ascomycota; Eurotiomycetes; Chaetothyriales; Herpotrichiellaceae. The coding region runs from base 150 to 2303 and encodes 717 amino acids.
GGGUACGUAUGUAUGAGGAUUGCUAUUGAACAAUAAAGCCCUCUUACGCUGUGUUAUAAUACCAGAAAAUACGACUCGAGUCGACAACUCGCUCGGUGAUAUCCCUCAACCUGCCAUGUCCUCCUCCAUCACCCUCUAAGACCCUAAAUAUGAGACUCACCAACAGUGCGGUGCCAGUCUACACUGUUGCGGGUGCCUCGACUUCACGAAGCCUUCCAGACUGGCUAUCAGAGAAACAAAAACGAAAGAAGGAUCCGGAGUUUGCCAAUAGGGUAGAACUAUUACAAGAUUUCGAGUUCGAGGAGGCGAGUCAAUGUAUUCGCAUCAGCGAAGAUGGUGAAUGGGCCAUGAGCACAGGCACUUACAAGCCACAAAUACAUACACACUACCUGCCUAACCUGGCCCUUUCCUGGACGAGACAUACGAACACACUUAACAAAACCUUCCUUUUUCUCUCGUCGGACUAUUCCAAAACCGUGCACCUCCAAGAAGACCGGUCUAUCGAAUUUCACACUCCUGGAGGCCGCCAUGAUUCUCUUAGAAUACCAAGAUAUGGCCGAGAUCUUGCAUAUGAUAGGAGUGGUACAGAGUUGCUUGUUCCUGCGGUCGGGGUCAACAGCAAUGGAAUGGGCGAGGCUUUUCGGAUAAAUCUGGAGCUUGGCCGCUUCUUGAACGCUUUCGAGGUUGAUGUCGGAGGAGAUGACCUGAAUUCUGUCGGUGGGGGCGCAUUACAAGGAGGCAUCGGAGCAGGCUCCGUGAAUACAGCAGCAAUCGCUGAAGGGAGCCACAAUCUGUUCGCUUUUGGAACGUCGAUAGGCACAGUCGAAUACUGGGAUACUCGAUCGAGAGCACGGGUUGCGACACUAGCCCUGCCAUCCGACUUUGAUGGUCGCCCUGAGGUCACAGCACUCAAAUUCCACAGGUCUGGCAUCAGCACUGCCGUUGGCACCUCUUCUGGCAUGAUCUAUCUAUAUGAUCUACGAUCUCCUGUGCCAACCUUGAAGAAAGACCAGGGUUACGGAUACCCUAUUAUCUAUCUUGAAUAUCUGAGCGCGUCAAGCGCAACUCGGGACACUGUUUUCGAGCCCAAGAUCGCCUCAGCAGAUCGACGUAUCCUAAAAUUAUGGGACGAGCGAGACGGGACGCCUUGGACUUCUGUGGAGCCGGAGGUUGAUAUCAACUGUGUAGCAUGGUGCAAGGACAGCGGCAUGUUUUUGACGGCAAAUGAAGGUCGUCAUCAGCAUUCGUUCUUCAUCCCACAACUUGGCCCUGCUCCAAAAUGGUGCUCCUUUCUCGAUAACGUGGUCGAAGAAAUGGCCGAUGAUCCAAAUGAUCCCCACGCUUUCUCACGUUCAAAGGUUGGGGAGGUCUAUGACAACUACAAAUUCCUCACUUCAUCUCAGCUACGUAUGCUCAAUCUCGACCAUCUUGUUGGUAAAACAAAUCUUCUGAGGCCGUAUAUGCACGGCUUCUUUGUUGCGCAAGGUCUGUACGACCAGGCUAGGUUGAUUGCAAAUCCCUCUAGUUGGGAAGAAGAAAGAGCCAAACGAGUCCAAGAAAAGAUCGACAAGGAGCGUGAGAGCAGGAUUCGUGGAAAGAAAAAGGUUGCUGCCAAGGUCAACCGAAAGAUGGCCGAGAGGAUUCUUGAGCGCGAGGAGAAGAACGAGAGAAAACGCGCCCAACGUGUUCUGGCGCAAGGUGGCGAUGAAAGCACUGCGGCGGAGGCUACCGAGCCCGAAGAGAAAGGCCUGCUUGCCGACUCUCGAUUUGCUAAACUGUUUCAAGAUGAAGAUUUCGCGGUGGAUGAAACUUCCAGAGAAUUCCAGCAGCUUAAUCCUAGCACUAAAACCGCUCCAGCUUCUAAUCUGGAUAGAGAGAAGGGGCUCACUGCCGUCGAGGAGGAAGCCCUUGAUGAGCUUUCCGGGUCAAGUGACGACGAGGUUACCGACGAGGAGAAGGGAAGAAGUAGGUACCGAACAACAGACAGGAUCUCUUCGGCGGACUACAGACGAGGGUCAACGAGGAAGCAAAAGAAGCGUGACCAGCUGCGGAUGCAAGUAUCCUCAACAUCGAAAUCCUCCACAAGUCGACCUCACCAUGAUCGCUCCUUCGGCUCUCGGGCAGAGAAUGCUCGGCCCAUAUCACGCACUAAGCGCGGUUCUAGACUUAGUGGUCCUGUUGGGGACAAGGUCAUUUCAUUCGAGCCCAGUGUCAAGAAGUCGAAGGCCCCAGAGAGAAAGAGCGAAGGCGUGUCGAAGCAAGAUCGAAGAAGUGCUUCUGGCAACACAUUCAGACGCAUAUGAGGGUCGAGAAUGCCCAUACCAAGUCCAUCGUUGGAAAUAAAAUUUGUUGGGCUGUUGGAUCGUCUGAUGCACCAUACUGUGACCUCAUAAGGCACAAAAACAGAGACGCUUUCAAUAAUGAAUUAGCCAUGAAAUCGAAUUCAGCGCUAUGCAGCUGAUUGACAUGGUUUGCGGGUCUACGCUGUGAACAGUCCAGCUGAGUUUGGUUUCAAGAUGGCCAAUCUUAGCGUUAGAUUGCGCCCUUGCACUAACGGUGACGAAUCGCAUGUCCAAAUGAAGGAAAUAUAGAAAACUCAAUUGCCAGAACAGAUCUAUAAACCAAAACGCUUGCUCAAUCAGAUCACAACUGGAAUUUGCUGCCUUGGUGCGGUUACUGAGCAGCCGCAAUCUUCCUCCUACGCUCCGCCACUCCGGCUUGAACAUCAGCAUUGACUCUUUCAAUAGCCUCUCUUGCACCAUCCCACUUCUGCCGUCCGUUUGGCCUUUUCGGUUCGAACAAUCGAUACACAUGUGGCGACCAAACACCGUGACAGAGCAUUUUCGAGAAUUUCGGAUCCGACCAGUAUAAUUUCCAUGCUCUUGGACUAAAGAAGUCCAGAUAGCUGCUCAGUUCACAACCAGCAGUGUCUUGAACCCACGAAUGCCACGGUCCGUUACGAACACUCAGUUUGACAAAUUUGCCGUACGGGCUGAGUGAGCGAAGAGUGCUCACGUACGAUAAAUGCUCAGAGUACCAAUUCUCCAUUUUAGUCUGCGAUGGAAGAGUUGGAGUGUCAGGCUUGUUGGACCACAGUUGUGCGAUUGCCAUGGUUGAAAGGUCGGACAGGAGGAAUGCAGGAAAUAUAAUGACGGCAACGCCGACAAAUGCAAGGCUUGAAGGGUACUCGAGGGAGAAUAUGUUCUGAUAAAGGCGCGGCGUCUCGGUCAGAUUGACGCUUGACACAGCUCUGGCAGACUCGACGUCUAGAGAGCGCGUGGGAUCAUAUUUUCCCAGAAAAGAGUAGUCCAGUGAAUACCCUGUGCAGAAAAUGAUAGUGUCUACAUUGACGACAGUUCUGUCGUCGAGUUCGACUCGGUGGUCGUCAAGGACUCGCUUCGGCGCGUGCACAGAUUCGAUCUUGCCUGCAGCCAGUGCUGGGAUGAGUGUGUCGGACACAGUUGGAUUCUGGUGCAAGACCGAGGGAGGUGGAUCCAGACGCCAUUCAGGCUGGAAGGCCCCAAACUGUUUUCGCUGAAUAUUAGCACUCACAUUGUCCAUGAACUUGAUCGACAGACUCGGUGCGAGGCGGUCGAGGGCGUCUUUGAUUUCCAUCUUCCGGUAACUGAGCGAGUGGUCUAGCGAAGUCCCGUCCUUCAGGUAACGAGGCAGGAUCAAUGCGCCUCUACGGUGUGAGAAAUAUAUCUUGCUCGCGAUGCCGAUCAGCGUUGUCGAUGUGUCAGCUGCGGAAUUACUUGCUCCAACGACCAUGACACGCUUGCCCUUGAAAAGCUCAGGCUGUUUGUACGCGAUGGAAUGAAUGAUCUCUCCUUUGAACAGUUCACGGCCAGGUAAUUCAGGCAUGACGGGUUUGUUGUGUGGUCCGUUGGCUAUGAUGAGUUUGUCGAACGUCAAUACCUCGGGUUUUUGGGUAUUCGGAAAGCGGACGGUCAAACGCCAGCAGUUGUUGGCCUCGUCCCGCUCGACAGAUUGGACAUUAGUGGAGAGGCGGAGAUGUUGACGGAGAUCGAACGCAUCAGCAUAGCUGUUGAGGUAUUGGUCGACCUCCGCAGCUGUUGGAUGGGAGUUUGUCCCAGGUGGAAAUGCGAAGUCUGUAAAGCACCCGCGUUCUCGGGAUAUAUUGACAACCGUGGACGAAAGAGCAGAGACAUGGUGUAGGGUUGAAUAGUGCCAUAUCCCUCCAAUGUAAUCAUUA